AACUGUAAGCUCCACUCCCGGCGGAUAACCAGCAGUAGCCAUUCUUGAAGGAAAAAGAAAGGAAUGAAUUCUUCGUUGAUGCUACGUCGUUUCUUCUGUUUCAACGCAACGCCAUCAGCAGUAGCUUCUUCUUCUCCUAAGAAGAAGUCCCUCGUCUUUCUCGGCUCCCCUCAGGUUUCUACAACUGUUCUUGACGCGCUUUUCAAUGCAUCUUCAGCACCCAAUUCUAUCUUUGAGGUUGGAGCAAUUGUUACUCAGCCACCUACAAGAAAAGGUAGGGGUAAAAAGCUGAUGCCUUCACCAGUUGCUCAGCAUGCACUUGACAGAGGCUUUCCAACUGACCUCAUUUUUACGCCUGAACGAGCUGGAGAGGAUGCCUUUUUGUACAGUCUAAGAGCAUUGCAGCCUGAACUCUGCAUUACAGCAGCAUAUGGGAACAUUUUACCUACCAAGUUUCUCAAAAUUCCACUAAUAGGAACAGUCAAUAUACAUCCAAGUCUCUUGCCGCUUUAUCGUGGAGCUGCUCCUGUUCAAAGAGCAUUACAGGAUGGCGCUAAAGAAACUGGAGUAUCCUUGGCCUUCACUGUUCGUGCUCUAGAUGCUGGACCUGUCAUUGCCUGUGAAAGACUGGAUGUUGAUGAUCAAAUUAAGGCGCCUGAUUUACUUGAGUUGCUAUUUUAUAAAGGAUCCAAGCUUCUUGUUCAUGAGCUUCCCUCUAUUUUUGAUGGAUCGGCUGAGGAAAAGGCACGACCACAAGAUGAUUCUAAAGCUACUUUGGCUCCAAAAAUAACUGUUGAGGAGUCAUGGCUAUCCUUGGAUGAAGAAGCUUUAGUCCUACAUAAUAAGGUUCGUGCAUUUGCAGGGUGGCCAGGAACACGAGCUAAAGUAGCCGUUGUUGGCAGUCAAAAUAGUCAGCAAAGUAUAAUAGAACUUAAAAUCAUUACUACAAAAGUUUGCCAAAAUGGCAUCACCAACGACAACGAAAAGGAUGACAUCACUUUUUUAAAGGGUUCAUUGGUGAUUCCGUGUGGAAGGUCCACUGCACUUGAGGUAUUGGAAGUUCAGCUUCCUGGCAAGAAGGUGGUAACCGCAGCUUCCUUUUGGAAUGGUUUACGAGGUCAAAAGCUGAAGAAAUUGUAGCAGAUGAAGCAUUUCACUAGAUGGCUGCAUAAUUAGUAAGCAGAGUUCUGGAUAGGGAAAUUUUUUUGAUUCUUUGGCUCUGUUUCAUGGAAAAUUACUGUCUGAAAAAUAUUUUGAGGAAAAUUUUUUAUAAGAAAUGGCUUAUUUUUAUUGUUUGGUUGAGAUGUUAAAAA
Molecule: messenger RNA, 1313 nt
Organism: Jatropha curcas
Lineage: Eukaryota; Viridiplantae; Streptophyta; Magnoliopsida; Malpighiales; Euphorbiaceae
Gene: PDE194
Product: formyltransferase
Biological process (GO): biosynthetic process; conversion of methionyl-tRNA to N-formyl-methionyl-tRNA
Cellular component (GO): mitochondrion
Molecular function (GO): methionyl-tRNA formyltransferase activity
Source: RefSeq, a predicted model, not a curated record